AUGAGCGGUCAGGAAAGCUCCGGCAAUAGUGCCGGAAGCUUCCUCGAGGACUCUUUCUGGGCUUCGGCUAAAGUGGGAGGCCUGACUGGAGCUGCGGGUAUCAUCUACGGAGGAGCUGCUGGUGUCAUCAGAUCUCGCCAUCCACUGGUGCAUUCACUGGCCCAUGGUAUUCACUGGACUGUAGCCGGUUCGGCCUUUUGGUUUUUACGAAGUAGUAUCGAUCAUAUUUAUUUCAAUGAUCAAGCCUCACCUCAAGAGCGGGCAUAUGUCAGUGCCCUCUCCGGUGGUAUUUCCGGUGCAGUGGUAACCAGGAUCAUGGGAGGCCGUCCACUGCCUGGUCUCAUCAUAUUCUCAUUACUUGGCUACUGCGGUCAAAGUGCCUUCAACAGAGUUGAUAGAUGGCAGAUGGAAAAGGCCCAGAACCCGGGAAAGCCGAUUCUCCAGCGGAUGGCUGAAUCCAAAUGGAUUCCGCUUCGGCAUCUGUCAGACGAGGACUACCGGGACAUUCUAGGCGAGAAGCUACUGAGCAUUGAGGCUGAAAUUGCUCUCUUGGACGAGAAGAUCCAGGAGCUAGAGAAGACCCGGCCCGCGCCGAAGACUUCUGACCCCGACACCCCUGUCAAAUAA
Messenger RNA from Penicillium maclennaniae, 627 nucleotides. RefSeq lists its product as uncharacterized. NCBI's taxonomy places the organism in Eukaryota, Fungi, Ascomycota, Eurotiomycetes, Eurotiales, Aspergillaceae. The transcript is spliced from 4 exons. The record is from RefSeq and is a predicted model, not a curated record. Bases 1 to 627 code for a protein of 208 amino acids.